GAACUUUUUGCCGUGAUUCAAAAGCAGCGGUUAAGGCGGGACGCUGCUCUACAUACGUAGCGCUAUCCUGCUCUAUCAGGUUAGUUACGAGUAUUUCCUUACAUUUCCGCAGAAUCAGUCAGUUUACGUUAAAACAUUGUUUUUAUAGAUUGUGUCCACUACGAUUGUGAUAGUAACUUGUUUGCGAUAAUAUUAUGAUAACGACUUUUAUAUAAAAAGCAGACAUAAUUUCGCUUUCGUUGAAAUCAGUGCAGUGCCGCAUAUUCGUAUGUUACGGAUGUGUUCAGUUAUUUAUCUAAUUUUGAAAUAGAUAAAGAAUGGAAGACAAGAUGCUUAAAGAGGAAUCCAAGCAGCUGAACGGCGAUGCUCCCAACCAGGCCGACAGCGACAUCAUGGAGAGGAUAAUCACAGAGGUGGGCGAGAUGGGCACGUACCAGAAGCUGCUAUUCGCGAGUCUGAUGCCAUUCUUCUUCUGCUUCAUAGCGGUGUACUGCGUGCAGAUGUUCAUAGCCGCUACGCCGCAGGAGCACUGGUGCAAGGUGCCAGAGCUGCAGCAUUUGAAUAUAGAUCUAAGACGGAACCUGUCAAUCCCUGGAGCGACACAAGGUCGAGACUGGGACCGCUGCCGGGUAUACGACGCCAACUGGACUCGAGUGCUGGAGACGAUGAGUCCACCGGACACCAACGACACCAAGCCCUGCGAGCACGGCUGGGAGUUCCUUUACAACGACAUACCCUACACGACUGUCGUUAGCGAGCGUGAAUGGGUGUGCGACCGCGCUGGUAACGCCCCGUUAGCGCAGAGUAUAUUCUUCGUGGGCUCGCUCAUCGGCUGCGCUCUCUUCGGCUGGAUGGGAGACAAGUAUGGAAGACUGCCUACUCUCAUAGCUUCCUAUAUGAUCGGGGGCGUGGGCGGUUUGCUGACUUUGUUCACGCAAGGAUUUUGGGAUUUCAGCAUUGCACGGUUCCUGGUGGGUUUAGCUAAUGACAGCUGCGUAGCCAUGAUAAGUUUUAUUGUGUUGGAGUACGUGGGCUCGAAGCACCGCACGUGGGUGCUGAAUAUGUCGUUAGCUGCGUUCGCGGGCGGUGGGGCGGUGUUACUGGUAGGGCUGGCGCUGUGGCUGCACAACUGGCGGCAUCUAGUGCUGGUCACCUCGCUGCCUAUGAUGGCCGUGCUAGCCACGCCUUUCUUCAUACCGGAGAGCGCCAGAUGGUUAGCUUCUAAGGGCAAAGUAGACAAAGCUGUAAAAGUUUUGAGGAAAUUCGAAAGAAUUAACAAGAAGAAAAUAUCAGAGGAGGCGCUCGACCAGUUUAUUUUUUCUUCCAAAUCAACGACUGCUGGGCCCGAAUCCAUGAAGGAUCUAUUCAAGAAUCCCCUCCUGCGCAACAACUUGUUGAUCCUGAUCGUGGUAGGCAUGAUUGCCAACUUAGGCUUCGAUGCCACCUUGAGGCUCUCUGAGGACAUCGGCACCAACUUCUUCCUGACCUUCGCCCUGUCUUCAGCUGCGGAGAUACCCGCUCUAGUGCUGGUUACAUUCACUCUUGACAGAGUCGGACGUCGCUUUAUGAUAGUUAGUACACUGGGAAUAUCCAGUGUUCUGGCUAUAUUCUGCGGGUUCUCUAAUUCAGGCGCAGUACAACUAGCGCUGGCGGUGCUGAUGCGUCUGGCGGUGAACAUGAGUAUCAGCGCGCACCUGCAGCUCACCACUGAGACCGUGCCCACCGCCAUGCGCGCCAGCGGCAGCGCGCUUGUGCAUGUGUCCGUCUACGUCGCCAUCACCGCCUCGCCGUUCAUAGUGUUCUCGGGCCGGUUCUGGUCGCCCCUGCCGUUACUGAUCAUCGGCGGCCUGUGCUUCGUGGCGUCGGUGUUGUCGCUACUGCUGCCGGAGACGAUGGGCCGCGCCAUACCGCAGACUGUGCUCGACGCCGAGCAACUCAUCAUAGACGGGUCGCUGUGGAAGAAAAACAAGACAACCAAGCACAACAUGCAAUCGAACAUUGAACUGGCAACAAUGCUAAAGAAAAAUAAGGAGUUGACAUAAGCGAAAAUGAUUAACUAACCAAAUGCUGGCAGCCGGCCGUGGAGUAGCGUGGGGUUAAAUGUAUGAGAUGCGGUGGAGGAUCUUCUUAAUGUUAAAAUAAUGAGAUUGAAUAUGCGGCAUGAAACAAAUUAUAAAAGUCUGAUAGUCAUUAAAACAUUUGUAGGUAGGUAAACAAUUAAUUUUCAAACUGAGUGCAAUGUAUUAUACAGAAAAUAUAUUAUUUUGUAGGUAACAGUAAAGUAUUUUUGAUACCAUAAUUAUGUGUAACAUCUAACAUGGAUAUGACAGCAAGUAAUGAUGUAGCGCGAGUACUUAUAUCAAAAGGGUUAGUGGGCAAGACUGAAAAUUACGAUAUGUUUAUUUAGAAUGAAGAGCUAUCCUAUGGAACGUUUUAUACAUAGAGUCUGUGCGGAAAGAGAAUGGGAUUUACAUUGGAGGGCGCUGUAGUGCUUUUCUACCGCAUUUGUAAGGUUUUACCCCUUUUAGACAUGAUUAAAUACAAGAAAUCCCAACAACAAACAAAUCCGU
Molecule: messenger RNA, 2570 nt
Organism: Chilo suppressalis (striped riceborer)
Lineage: Eukaryota; Metazoa; Arthropoda; Insecta; Lepidoptera; Crambidae
Source: the annotation of a GenBank genome assembly